This is a messenger RNA of Erpetoichthys calabaricus (reedfish), 2588 nucleotides long. It is a transcript of the gene gucy1a1, whose product is annotated as guanylate cyclase 1 soluble subunit alpha 1. Gene Ontology annotation, molecular function: guanylate cyclase activity; heme binding. The record is from RefSeq and is a predicted model, not a curated record. Gene Ontology annotation, cellular component: guanylate cyclase complex, soluble. Gene Ontology annotation, biological process: cGMP biosynthetic process; response to oxygen levels. Lineage: Eukaryota; Metazoa; Chordata; Cladistia; Polypteriformes; Polypteridae. The transcript is spliced from 8 exons. Bases 243 to 2327 code for a protein of 694 amino acids.
CAGAAAGAGAGAGAGAGCGAGAGAGCAAGAAAGAGAGAGGGGGAAAGAGAGAGAGAGAGAGAGAGCGGGAAGGCAGAGCUGUCAAGAGGCAGCGCCAGUGACUACGGCGGCGACGGCGGCAGCAGCUGCGGAGGGAUGCUCCGGUCCGGAGGUUCGGGUGCCCGCUUUCGAGCAGAACCUCUCUGAAGAAGCAACACGUACUGUAGAGCGGCUUUACACAAAAGCGAUUCACACGUUUCAGGAUGUUCUGUGCGAAACUCAAGGAGCUCAAAAUUACCGGAGAGUGUCCGUUUUCUAUGCUGGCGCAAAAUGAGGAGCCAGGUGAAUUCGAGGAAAGCGCCGAAACAAAUCUUCCCGAUGCCGCUGAGCCCGUCUCCAAAGAAGUCUUUGCCACCGAACCGAGCCUCGGACCGCUGCGUAAAACGAGCCGGAGCAAAGUUAACCUGCACAGCCUGGGGGAGAGCGUCCGCAAAUUAGUGUACCCAGAGUUCCACAGGCUGAACGUUGCCUUUUGCAGAAUAAUCCGACAGCACAAAACAGAGUCAGUAUGCUCUGGAGACUUGUAUCUGGAUGCUCACAGAACUGUGGAAGAUUCAGAAAGUUUUAUAAAAGUGAUGAAGAGUUUCUCAGAAAAAUCAGGAAUUCCAAUGAACACCUUAAAAAUUUCCCUUGGGGAAGAGCUCUUCAAAAUCUGCUAUGAAGAAGAUCAGCAUAUCUUAGACGCGAUUGGGGGGACGUUGAACGACUUCUUGAACAGCUUCAACGAGCUUCUGAAACAAAGCAGCUGCCAUCAGGCUUGUAAGGGGGACAUGGAGAAUGAAGCCUCCGUCCUCUGUAUGGAGAAGGAGCCUGGCUUUCUGACCGUCUACUAUUUCCAUCCAAGAAAGACAACCGAAUUAUUCUUUGCUGGGAUUAUCAAAGCAGCAGCUGUCACGUUAUACCAGACUGAAGUGGACAUCACGGUGCAGCACUUAAGCCUCAACGAAAGAGUUCAAGAUUUCCAUCAGCAGCCAUAUCUGCUCUAUAAUGUCAUCCUGAACAGCAGCAACGUGUUAGCUCUCAGCCCACUGAAGGCCCACUCAGGGUUAGAAAUCCCCGUGGCCUUCUUUUGUCGGACAUUUCCCUUUCACAUCUUGUUUGAUGAGGAUAUGACCCUACUGCAAAUUGGCAAUGGCUUCCGGAAGCGGCUGAUUCGAAAAGAUGUUCAGAGAAAGCCCACCUUUGAGGAGUACUUUGUCAUCUUGUCUCCGGGAAUCAGAAGUACUUUCCAAGGCAUUUUAACCAUGCUGAAUACCCUCUUCAUUUUGAGGAUAAAGCAAGCUGCCAGCGAUUUUGAUGGUGCGCCUCAGCUGAUGGAUCUUAAAGGUCAGAUGAUUUAUGUCCCGGAAUCCAACACCAUCCUUUUCCUGGGCUCACCCUGGGUGGGCAAAUUAGAGGAGCUGACGGGUCGUGGGCUCUACCUCUCUGACAUCCCGAUCCAUAAUGCACUGAGAGAUGUGGUAUUGGUGGGAGAACAAGCCAAGGCUCAAGAUGGCUUGAAGAAAAGACUAAGCAAGGCAAAGGCUGAUCUGGAGCAGGCCCACCAAGCUCUGGAGGAAGAAAAGAAAAAGACGGUGGAUCUCUUAUUUGCGAUAUUCCCAGGGGAAGUGGCCCAGCAACUCUGGCAAGGGCAGCACGUCCAGUCCAAGAAGUUUGAUAAUGUCACGAUGCUGUUCUCCGACAUAGUUGGGUUUACCGCCAUCUGUGCCAAGUGCACCCCGAUGCAGGUGGUCACCAUGCUGAGUGAGCUAUACACGCGCUUUGACUUCUAUUGCGGGGAGCUGGACGUGUAUAAGGUGGAGACCAUUGGAGAUGCCUACUGUGUAGCAGGAGGUUUACAUAAGGAGAGUCAGACUCAUGCUUUGCAGAUAGCACUGAUGGCCUUAAAGAUGAUGGAACUGGCAGAUGAGGUGCUCACUCCUGAAGGAGAGAUCAUUAAGAUGCGCAUAGGCCUUCACUCUGGUUCUGUCCUGGCUGGGGUAGUUGGGGUGAAAAUGCCACGAUAUUGUCUCUUUGGAAACAACGUGACACUGGCCAACAAAUUUGAAUCAUGCAGCAUGCCAAGGAAAAUCAACGUCAGCCCAACCUCAUAUAGGCUUUUAAAAGAUCAUCCUGGCUUUCUUUUUACACCCCGCACUAGACGGGACCUCCCAGCCAACUUCCCCAGUGAUAUUCCAGGCAUUUGUUACUUCUUAGAAGCUCUCAACUGUUCCACUAUGAACUUCUCCACAAGCCCUAAUGAAGAUUGCAGAGCCACCUGUGGGAGCAUCAAGGAAAAAGAGCAAUAAAAUAAUACACAACUCUUAAAAAUUGUAGUAGGUGAUUAGUACAUCUUUCCACACCGUGGACAUGUCUGAGCCACACAUGCCGAGGCUUUUGUGAGACAACAAGCAUGUGAAGGCGUCUUCAUUUUUUUUUUUGUGAUGUGUAAAGAUCUAUUUUGUAAUCAAUUUAGUUCAUACCACCCAAUAUAUUUUGUUGACUGAUGUGCACAAAUAUAUAUGGUCAAUGAAAGUAGUAUCGUGGAAAUAAACCAUUUUACAGUCUUU